This is a messenger RNA of Glarea lozoyensis ATCC 20868, 2919 nucleotides long. Its product is annotated as Quinoprotein alcohol dehydrogenase-like protein. The record is from RefSeq and is a predicted model, not a curated record. Gene Ontology annotation, cellular component: EMC complex. Gene Ontology annotation, biological process: protein folding in endoplasmic reticulum. The transcript has a single exon. NCBI's taxonomy places the organism in Eukaryota, Fungi, Ascomycota, Leotiomycetes, Helotiales, Helotiaceae. The coding region runs from base 1 to 2919 and encodes 972 amino acids.
AUGCGUCUGCCAACCAACCUCAUAUGCUUGACACUAUCUGUUCUCCCUUCAGUUAUUGCGGUGUACUCAGACGAAGCGUAUAGUGUAGAUUACCACCAUGAACUACUCGGCCUGCCCCUUCCACAUACCACUUUUUUCUACCGACCGAGAAAGGACGACAAAGCAUCAUUAAUAUACACAUUGAGCGACCUAGGCGUGCUCGGGGCUGUAAACCCUGGUGUUGGCACUGUGGUAUGGCGCCAACUACUCGCUGAUUAUGAGGGACUUCCACAACCUGGAUUUCUGCGGCCGAUAGAGGGAGAAAAUACUGUCGUGUCAGCGAUUGGCAGUAGGGUGGACGCCUGGGAUGCGCUGAGCGGAAAAUCCGUGUGGGGAACUUCAUUUGAGGGUGCUGCGAGGGACGUGGAGGUCAUGGAAAUAGCUGCUGGAUCGACCGAAGCCAAGGAUGUUCUGGCACUUUUCGAGGAAGGUGGGACGACAUAUUUGAGAAAAUUAAAAGGCACAACUGGCGAUGUAGUCUGGGAGUUCAAAGAUGGGAGCGUGGAUACGCCAUUACAAGUCAGCACGAAUGUGCGGAGCGUCUUCGUUGUUUCCCUUCAUGGUUCCAGCAGCGGCUACAACCUAAAGAUAACAGUACUGGAUCCGGUCACUGGCAAGCGAACGACCGAAUAUACUCUCACAACGAAACUUGACGUCCACGCGCCUGAGGAUGUGUUGCUUGUUGGGGCAAAUUCUGCUGCUCCUAUUGUCGCUUGGGCCGAUAAAGCAAUGAAGACCCUGAAGGUAAACCUACUGGGAAAGCCAGGAGAUAUCCAGAGCCUACCCCUUAAAGACUCCGACGGUGCUAUUAAAAAAGUCGAAUUACAUGCGCCUCAUCUAGUUCAAUCCCUGCCUCAUUUCUUGGUACACAGCCAUACGGAGACUUCUAACCGGGCAGACGUCUACCACAUUGAUCUCGCCAGUGGUAACAUCAAAAAGGCUUAUGACUUGCCUAAACUUCCCGGUCAAGGCGCGAUAUCUGUCAGCUCACAGGAAGCGAAUGUUUAUUUUACCAGACUUACACAAGAUGAAGUCAUUGUUGUAUCCUCUGCUUCCCAUGGGAUCCUCGGCAGGUGGCCUUUGAAGCUAGAAACAGCACAAGGGUCUCUCGUUCAUGGAGCGGCCGAAGUUGUGCAAAAGUCAUCAGAUGGUUACGCUAUUCGAUCCGCUGUCUUGACAACAGAACAAGACUGGGUUCUAGUUCGAAAUGGUGCCGAGAGCUGGGUUCGUCCAGAAGGCCUUUCUGGUGUUAUUGCUGCGGCAUGGGCCGAGCUUCCAGAAUCAGAAAAUCUUGUGAAGAAUCUAGAAGUCGAGGCUGAGAGCAACCCUGUCUCGGCAUACAUGCAUCGUGUAAAUCGCCAUAUCAAUGACUUGCAAUACUUGCCCCAAUAUCUGCAGGCUCUCCCAAGACGUUUUUUGAGCAGCAUCAUUCCAGCUGAAAUCAUCGCCCCGAAAAUUGGAGUUUUGACCAAGGACAGCUUUGGAUUCAACAAACUUGUUAUCGUUGCAACCCAGCGCGGACGUAUUUAUGGGCUUGAUGCUGGAAAUCAAGGGAGAAUUGUUUGGUCCGCUACGGCAUUCCCUCAAUCUGAGGGUAGAAGCUGGGACGUGAAAGGCAUUUGGGUCGAGAACCUCAAGGGCCAGACGACCAUCCGAGGCAGCGAUGGGGAAUAUGUUAUUGUUAACACCACCUCUGGAACCAAGAUUGAGUCAGUCGCGCCUGGAUCAUGGCCCACCUUGACUGCCACAGCUCUCGUGGACAGUACGUCAGGCAAGUGGCUUCUUCCAAUUGGGAUCGAUGGUAAUCCCGGUGAUAUUCCUUCAGAGUGGGCUCCGAAGGACACUAUUGUAGUCCGAAGUGGGAAUGGGGAGGUGAAGGGUUUAAGAUUCGAGCCCAAGACAGCGAGUCCCAAUUCUGAGCCUGUUAUGACCUGGUCUUUCACCCCUCCAGCUGAUCAGCGGAUUAUUAAAGUCGUCUCGCGGCCUGCCCAUGACCCCGUUGCUUCAAUCGGUCGCGUUCUUGGUGAUCGUACCGUCCUCUACAAGUACUUGAACCCGAACGUUGCCCUUAUUACUGCUGUCUCCGACGAGAAACUGACGGCUUCUUUCUAUCUGAUUGAUACUGUCUCUGGCGAUUUACUUUAUUCUGUUAGCCACGAAGGCGUGGAUACUACGCAGCCAAUUACCUCCGCGCUUACUGAGAACUGGUUCACGUAUUCCCUCUGGGGUGAUAUAACAACAGACCUAUCAUUGCCAUCAACCUUGAAGGGUUACCAAAUUGUCAUUUCCGAGAUGUACGAAUCUGAUGUGCCAAAUGAUCGCGGACCUCUCAGCUACCAUGUCAACUCAUCCAGCCUCGAACCAUCCGAUAUACCCAAUGCUGAUCCAUCCUUACCUCAUGUCGUUUCGGAAACUUUCUUGAUUCCAGAAGCAAUCAGUCACAUGUCAGUAACACAAACUCGGCAAGGCAUAACGGUCCGGCAACUCCUUUGUACUCUUGCCUCGAGUAGAGCUAUCAUUGGUAUUCCAAAGCAAAUCCUCGAUCCUCGGAGACCCAUUGGACGAGCACCCACCGCAGCAGAGCAGGAAGAAGGUCUUUUCCAAUACACCCCGAAUAUCGAAUUCGACCCGAAAAUCAUCUUGACACAUCAACGCGAAGUCAUCGGGGUCAAAGAUGUUAUUGCUAGUCCAGCUAUCCUAGAAAGCACGAGUCUAAUAUUCGCCUACGGAGUUGAUGUGUUUGGAACGAGAGUAGCUCCCAGUGCAGCUUUCGAUAUACUAGGCAAAGGCUUCAACAAGAUAAGUUUGGUCGCAACAGUGGCUGCUUUGUGGGUUGGUGUGGUGGUAUUGGCACCGAUGGCAAGUCUAUUCCCCUAUUAA